Molecule: messenger RNA, 2592 nt
Organism: Myripristis murdjan (pinecone soldierfish)
Lineage: Eukaryota; Metazoa; Chordata; Actinopteri; Holocentriformes; Holocentridae
Gene: itgb2
Product: integrin, beta 2
Exons: 16
Coding region: 64-2391 (775 amino acids)
Biological process (GO): neutrophil chemotaxis; cell adhesion mediated by integrin; cell-matrix adhesion
Cellular component (GO): focal adhesion; cell surface; integrin complex
Molecular function (GO): protein kinase binding; amyloid-beta binding; integrin binding
Source: RefSeq, a predicted model, not a curated record
UUAGAGAUUCUCAGUAAACUGUCAGCCACAGAGAAGACAAGCGGCCGCACCUGGGAUCUUGAAAUGGAUAACUGUCUGCUCUUCCUUCUGCUCCUGCUGAUGGGUAGAGAUGGGUUUUCUCAGGAAUGCAUUAAGACGGGAAUCAACUCCUGCGAUGACUGCAUCAGAUCUGGCCCUUACUGUGAAUGGUGCAAACAACUGGAUUACAUCAAAAAGGGGGAACAGGAAGCAGUUCGGUGUGACACCAGGGCCCAACUGAUAGCAAGGGGCUGCUCGGAGGGAGAAAUCGUCUCUCCAAAGAAUAACGAAACCGUUGUCAAAGACAAUCCUCUGUCUGUCACAUUUGAACAGCAGGAGCCCGUCCAGCUCCGUCCUCAAGAGAUUAAACUCAAAGUGCGACCUGGACUACCUACCACAUUCAGCGUGUCUUUUAGAAGGGUCGAGGGCUAUCCAGUUGAUCUCUAUUACUUGAUGGAUCUGUCCUACUCCAUGGCAGAUGAUUUGCAAAAUGUCAAAGAACUUGGACAAGAUCUUUUUGCAGCUCUGAAGGGAAUUACUGAACAUGGUCAAAUAGGUUUUGGCUCUUUUGUCGAUAAGACAGUCCUGCCUUUCACCAACACCAACAAGGAGAAACUGCAGAAGCCAUGUGAUAACGAUGAGCAUCAGUGCCAGCCUGCCUUUGGCUACAGGCAUGUACUAAGCUUGACAUCGAAGGAGGCUGAGUUCAGAACAAAAGUCAGCCAACAGUACAUUUCUGGGAACUUGGACUCUCCUGAAGGAAGUCUUGAUGCCAUGAUGCAGGCCGCCGUCUGUGGUGACAAAAUAGGUUGGAGGAACAGCAGCACCCGACUGAUUGUACUCACCACUGAUGCUGGAUUCCACAUGGCUGGGGAUGGCAAACUGGCAAGCAUUCUGGAGCCCAAUGAUGAACAGUGCCACCUUGAAAACCAGCUUUAUGUCAAGAGCAAUGAAAUGGACUACCCAUCGGUUGGACAGUUGGCUACACAAUUGGAAAGAAACAAUAUUCAGCCCAUCUUUGCUGUGACAAAAGAAGUAGAGAGAGUUUACACGCAACUCAAGAAAAUGAUUCCAAAAUCUGAAGUGGGAGUUCUGUCAGCAGAUUCGAGAAAUGUUGUUGAUUUGAUUGAAAGUGCCUACCGUAGGUUGUCCUCCAAAGUAACUUUGACCCAUGAUAAUCUCCCUGAAAAUGUCAGAGUCACAUACAAACCUAUCUGUAAACAUGGUGGACCAGCAGGGGACACCGAAGGAGUUUGCGACAAUGUUGCUGUGAGAGAGGAGAUUUAUUUUAACGUGACUGUAACAGCAGACGAGUGUAUGAAGGAGACGGCUUUCAUUAUCAGACCACGUGGCAUUAAAGAUACACUGAAAGUGACGAUAUCCACAAUCUGUGAGUGUCAGUGUAAUGACCCUGUUGACAACAGCCACCCAUACUGUAAUGGUACAGGCCAAGUCAUCUGUGGUACUUGCAGAUGUAAUCCAGGCUUUGUGGGUCAGACCUGUGGAUGCUCCAUUGGUGACAGGGACGAACGGGCUCUAAAGGCAUCUUGCCAGAGGGACGGUGGUACUAUAUGUGAAGGUCGAGGAGACUGUGUGUGUGGCAGGUGCGUGUGCCAUGCCAUGCCGGGCGGCGCCAAUUAUUAUGGCGAAUACUGCGAGUGUGACGAUGAACACUGUGAGAAGUACCAGAAUCAGCUCUGUGGAGGAAAUGGCAAGUGCCGCUGCGGCGAAUGUAAAUGCAAUGCCGGAUAUGAGGGCUCAGCCUGUCAGUGUAAGAAGUCAGAUGAGCAGUGUCGCACCGAUGACAACACCGUGUGCUUUGGCAGAGGUGUCUGCAAGUGUAACCAGUGUGAGUGUAAUGAUGGAUACCAGCCUCCCUACUGUGAGACAUGCAUUGGCUGCCCGGACUCCUGCCAGACCAAACGUAAAUGCAUUGAGUGCCUUGGUUUUGGGACAGGCCCCUUUGCUAAGAACUGUACAGAAGCUUGCAAGAGCAUUUUUACGCACAACAUGGUAAGCUCAUUCCCCCAGACAAAAAAGACAUGCCAGCAGAAGGACUCCGAGGGUUGCUGGAUGAGAUUUAAGCUGGAGCAGCAGCUUGGAGUGGAUAACUACACAGCUGAGAUCCUAGAAAGCAGAGAAUGUCCAGAGUUGCCAAACAUUUACGCCAUAAUUGGUGGCUCCAUCGCUGGUGUGGCUCUCAUUGGCCUCCUGAUACUGUUACUCAUCAAAGGCCUGAUCUACAUGAAUGACCUGAAAGAGUUCAGGAAGUUUGAAAGUGAGAAGAAGAAAUCCAAGUGGGCAGAGGCUGACAACCCGCUGUUUGAGAAAGCCACCACCACUGUGACCAAUCCAACCUUCACUGGAGAAUGAUCCCUCUCAUUGCAAUCUGUCCCAGAUUUGCAUGCAAUACUGAGUACUUGUGGAAAGAGCUCAGUUAAAUACAUUUGCAUUCUGUCUGUAAUAUGCUUGUGUUUGCACAUGCAAGAGAAUAUAUGUUUUAAUGCCGGUCUGUGUAAGAGGAGAAAAUGUUACUGUUUUAUCCCUAUAUUGUCCAGAGAUCACACUUAAAAA